AUGCGGGGACAAGAUGCAGAACUAUUGAAAGAAUAUUUCCUAACAGAGCAAGAAAGAGAUCCACCAUUUAUGUUUAAAAUAGAUGCAGAUCAUGAAUGUAAAUUGAAGCGUUGUUUUUGGUCUGAUUCAGUUUGUAGAAGAGCUUACAGAUGUCUUGGUGAUGUAGUGGUAUUUAAUACAACUUACAACACUAAUCAGUAUGGUAUGAUAUUUGCACCUUUGGGAUUUUUACAAGGAUUCAAUCACUGCAUUUGGGAAUCAGAACGUCCGGAAGAGUUUGAAAGAAAAUGGGCUUCUAUCAUCGAAAAGGCGAACCUACAUGACAAUGAAUGGUUAAAGUCAAUAUUUGAACUACGUUCGAGAUGGGUUCCGGCAUAUGUUAAUCAUGUAUUCUCAGCUGGAAUGUCAAGUAGCCAACGUGCAGAAAGCUCUCAUGCAUUUUUCAAGAGGUACAUUUCGAAGAAAAAUUUAUUGAUGGAUUUUAUACUUCGAUUUAAUAAGGCACUUGCACAUCAACGUCACGAAGACUUAAGUACUGAUCGUGUUGAUAUUAAUGAGAAGCCUGUUUUGAAACUAGCAUUGGAAAUGGAGAAGCAAAUGGCUAAGAUAUACACACGCAAGAUUUUUUAUAAGUUUCAAGAUGAGUUGUGGCAUAGCUUAGUAACAGUGCCACAAAUUGUUAGUGAAAAUUAUACACAUAAAAUGUAUACGGUCCAAAGUUGUCCAAAUGGAGGUGUCCCAAGGUUUUGGGAAAUUGCUUACGAUAAAGUUUUGGACUAUGUAUCGUGUAGCUGUAAAAAGUUUGAGAGUGAAGGGAUUCCGCAUAGACAUAUUUUGGCAUUUUUGCGACUCUUUGGUGAUAUUCCUCUGCUGAAUCAAUAUAAUGAAAAUGUGGACUAG
Ziziphus jujuba (common jujube) is the source of this 900-nucleotide messenger RNA. RefSeq names its product protein FAR-RED IMPAIRED RESPONSE 1-like. NCBI's taxonomy places the organism in Eukaryota, Viridiplantae, Streptophyta, Magnoliopsida, Rosales, Rhamnaceae. The transcript is spliced from 2 exons. Gene Ontology annotation, molecular function: zinc ion binding. The coding region runs from base 1 to 900 and encodes 299 amino acids. The record is from RefSeq and is a predicted model, not a curated record. Gene Ontology annotation, biological process: regulation of DNA-templated transcription.